Messenger RNA from Dictyostelium discoideum AX4, 5574 nucleotides. RefSeq names its product phosphatidylinositol-4,5-diphosphate 3-kinase (gene pikB). The transcript has a single exon. Gene Ontology annotation, biological process: response to bacterium; phosphatidylinositol phosphate biosynthetic process; cell motility. NCBI's taxonomy places the organism in Eukaryota, Evosea, Eumycetozoa, Dictyosteliales, Dictyosteliaceae. Gene Ontology annotation, molecular function: kinase activity; small GTPase binding; 1-phosphatidylinositol-3-kinase activity. The record is from RefSeq and is a predicted model, not a curated record. The coding region runs from base 1 to 5574 and encodes 1857 amino acids.
AUGAAAAUGAGUGAAGGAAUUAUAUCACCAUUAUCACUUUCUAGUGAAUCAUCAGAGCAACAACAGGCAGCAAUUAGAAAGUUUAGUAAUGGUAGUAAUGGUAGUGGUGGUGGUGGUGGUAGUAACCUCAGUGUAAAUAGUAGUAAUAGUGGUAGUAAUAAUAGUAUAAGAAAAAGUUCAACAUUGAUGUACAAUGGACCAUUACCAUCAAUAAAUGAUGGUAAAGAAUUAUUAUUGGAAAACUCGAAACCAAAAGUUGUAGAAUUAGUAAAUACAUUUAAUCAUAAACCAUUAUCAACCAUUCAUUCAGUACAUAAUGAAAUACCACCACCAGCAAUUGAAAAAGAGAAAAAAGAAAUCAUAAAUACUAUAUCAAAUUCUGGUGUCACAAAAUAUAUGACGGCCCUUGAAAUUUUAGAUAGUACAAUAAAUACACCAUUAAAUAGAAGUAGAAGUGGUAGUAUUGGUAGUAAACCAAUUUGUAAUAAUUUAACAUCAUCAUCAUCAUCAUCAUCAACAACAGCAACUACACCAUCACCAACAACUACAAGUAAUAAUAAUAAUAAUAAUAAUAAUAAUAAUAAUAAUAAUAAUAAUAAUAAUAAUAAUAAUAAUAAUAAUAAUAAUAAUAAUAAUAAUAAUAAUAAUAAUAAUAAUAAUAAUAAUAAUAAUAAUAAUACUACCUCCACCACAACCACAACAACAUCAAUUUUAAUAUCAUCUUCACCACCACCAUCAUCAUCAUCUUCUUCUUCUUCAAAUGAUGAACAAUUUAAUAAUAAUAAUAAUAAUAAUAAUAGUAAUAGUGGUGGUAGUAGUAGAAUGAUAACAUCAAAAUCACAAAUUAAACCAUUAAUAGUAACAUCAAAUACUGCUGCAACAACUACAACAACUACAACUACAAAUACAUCAGCCCCAACAACACCAACAAAUAGAGUUCAAUCAAGUUUAGAUGAUUUAUUAUUUAAUUUACCUACAAUACCAAGUAAUGUGCCAACAGUUAAUGGUGGUCCAAAAAUAUCGGCAGUACCAAAGAAAGUAUCUUCAUCAAAAUUAUUAAUACCACCCUCUUCAAAUGUAUCAUCAUCAUCAAAUAUUACUUUAUCAUUAUCAUCAUCAUCACCAUCAUCAUCAUCAUCAUCAUCAACAAGUACUGUAGUACCAAUUGUACAAUUAUCAUCGUCAAAUUCAACAAACUCACCAUCAACAUCAUUACCAACAACACCAAGAUUAUCACAACCAACUACAUCUUAUACUCAAUUAAUACCAUCACAACAGCAACAGCAACCAACUGAAAGUAAUAGUAGUAGUAAUACAAAUACAACAACAACAUCAUCAUCAUCAUCAUCAUCAUCAUCAUCAUUAACAAUAUCAUCACCACAACCAUCAAAUAAUUCAAUAAGAAUAUCAGCAUUUGGUAGAUCAUCAACACAAUUUACAAUUAGUAGUAAUGGUAUACCAAGUAGUCCAGGACAAGUUUCAAAUAAAGAUUAUAAUAAUAUAGGUAAUUUAAGUAAUAGUUCAGGAGAACGUGUAAAGAAUAAACAAUAUUCAAUGUUAAAUAUUAGUAAGAAAACCAUACUUGAUGAAUCAGAUAUUUCAUCAUCACCAAGAUCAAUUGGUAGUCCUAAUAGUAUAAGGGCAUCGAUUUCAAGUCAAUUACCACCAUCAUUAUCAUCAAUUGGAGGUGGGGGUGGUGGUGGUAGUGGACCUAAUGUCGUAUCGAAUAAACCAUUAGUAGUAAAGAAACCAUCAACAAGUGAACAUAUUAAAAAAGAGAAUAUUUGGAGACAAACUAUGAUACCGUUAACAAAAGAGGAUCAUAUUAAAGUAGUAUUCGAGGGUAUACCAGGUAAAAGAGUGAUUCAAAAGUUUUUAAUUGAUAAAACACCAAUUGAAAUUAAAUCGAAAUUCUUUGAAGAUCUUAAAGAUGGUGAUCUUUUAAAUGGUCUCACCCAAUUACCAUCCCUAAUACCCGAACAUUAUGAACUAAAAGUACUCUCUGUAAAUAGUACAAUUUCAAAUGAAACUCUACCAUUAAGAAGACAAACUUUAAUGCAAGCAUGUAAUAUUUCAAGAUUAUUUCCAAAAUUACAUUUAAUUUUAAAAUCAGAAUCAACAACAAUAUUAGAUGGUGCAUCAACAACUACAACUACAACUACAACAACAACGACAACAACAGCAAAUCAAUCAUCAAAUAUUAUUACAAAAUCAAAUUCAUCAUUAGAUUUAACAAUUAAUAAUAGUAAUGAAAUUAUUGAUGUUAAAGGUCAUAUUCAGGCAGAGUUGGAAAUUUUCGAAUUAAUUGGUACUUCAUUCACUAGGGUUUUGGAUCAGGGUCAAGAGGUUGUAAGUUUUAGAAGAGAUUUCGCACAAUUUAGAUUAUCGAAUUUCACAAGUACUCGUAAUGAUUUAUCUCAAAUGAUUUAUGUAUCUUCAGAGCCAUUACCAUUGACAAUACCAAAUAAGAUCACGAUUAUGGUGUUGUUACCUGGUGAUGGUAAAAUCAUAAAACGUGUAGAUUGUUGUCCAAAUAGUUCAGUUGGUGAUGUGAAGAAAGAGAUCUUUAAAAAGUUUGCAAUGAUCGAUCGUGUACAUACUCAAGGUAAAACUCAAGAUGAUUUCGUAUUAAAGGUUACAGGAUUCCGGGAAUAUAUUCUAUGCAUUCAUGAAUUGGGUAAUCUAACAUCACGUCAACGUUUUUAUCCAACUGGUUCAGGUGGUGAUUUCUCAUUAAUGGACUAUGACUAUAUUCGUCAAUGUGUUGGUAAAAAUCAAACUGUAGAAUUAUCAUUAACAAAUAAUUCAAUAUUAUCAUUAAAUCAAGUUUCUGAAAAAGUUUCAUUUAUUGAUAAAAUUUUAGAAACUUCUGAUUUUGAUGAUUAUGAUGAAGAUUUAGAUAGUAUAAAUAGUAAUAGUUUUGAUGAUUUAAAACAAUCAAUUCAGCAACAACAACAACAACAAAUUCAAACUGUAAUUAAUAUAAAAGAAACUAAUAAAGAAAAUAAAGAUAGUAAUAAAGAAAAUAAAGAUAGUAGUAGUAAUAAUAAUAAUAAUAAUAAUAAUAAUAAUAAUAAUAAUAAUAAUAAUAAUAAUAAUAAUAAUAAUAAUAAUAAUAAUAAUGGUAAUAAUAAUGGUAAUAAUAGUAAUAAUAAUAGUAAUAGUAAUAUUAGUAGAGGAUCAAUUGAUAGUGAAGGUAAUGGUAGUGGUAGUGGUAAUGGUAGUGAACAACCAACAUUAAUUGGUGUUCAAAAUUUUUCAUUACCAAAUAAUUCAAAAUUACCAAUUAAUAUUGUAAAGAGAUUGUUUAGAGUUAAUAUUGCAGGUUUAAGAAAUUUAAAUUUUAAUAAUAAUGAAGAUGCUAGAAAUAAAUUUGCAGAUGGAAAGAAUAAUCAACCAAAUGUAUUUGUAAUGGCAGAGUUGUAUUAUGGUGGUGAGUUAUUGACAAAUCCAGUUUUUACACCGAUUGCACAACUUGCUUCAUAUGGUGAUGGUAGUGUUGAAUUCCCAAAUUGGGAGAAAGGUAUUGCAUUCACCAUUCCAAUACGUUAUUUACCAAGGGCUGCAAGAGCAUCGUUCACAGUUUAUGUCACUACCAUCUCAGAGGCAUUGGAAUCACAAAUGGAUGAAGUCGUUAGUAAAUCAAUUCCAAUUGGUUGGAGUAAUUGUUUGUUAAUGAAUCAUAAAGGUAUGUUACGUAUGGGUCCAACGGCAUUUAGAUUGUGGGACGAUGGUAGAAGGGCCAAUCCAAUUGGUACUUGUGUUGAUAAUCAAGCUGCGAAACAACCAAUUAUUCUAUUGGUUGAAUUUGAAAGUUUCAUUAGACCUAUAGUUUAUGUUGAUACCGCAUUGCAAAGUAUGAUGGUUAAUGAUAGUAGUAGCAUUAGUAGUAAUGGUGUAGAGUCACCAUCGAUUGUAUCAUUUUCAUCGUCAGCUGCAUCUUCAUCACCCCUACCAUCUUCACCAUUACCAUCGCCUGUAGGGUUAAAGAAAUUGGAUUUGGAUGAAGCUAGAAGAUUGAAAGCAUUGAUGGAUUCUGAUCCAUUGGUUCAAUUAAGUGCAGAGGAUAAAAAGUUGGUCUAUGGCUAUAGACAUAUCUAUAAGAGUAAACCAAAGGCAUUGGCUAAAUUCUUACUCUCUGUAAAUUGGAUAGAUCCUGAUCAAGUUACCGAUGCCUAUCGUCAAAUGAAUGAUUGGGCCCUAUUGAAACCCGUACAAGCAUUGGAGAUAUUGGAUGCAAAGUUUGCCGAUGAACAUGUUAGAAAUUUCGCAAUCAAAAUUAUUAAUUCAUUCUCGGAUGCUGAAUUCUCAGAUUUCCUCUUACAAUUGACCCAAGUGUUAAAGUAUGAACCCUAUCAUAACUCUGACCUAACUCAUAUCUUAAUUCAACGUGCACUUAGCAAUCGAUCGAGAAUAGGGCAUUUCUUUUUUUGGUUUUUAAAAUCAGAGAUGCAUACACCAGAGAUUGAGGAACGUUAUGGUUUAUUAUUGGAGGGUUAUCUAAGAAGUUGUGGUACUCAUCGUCAAGAUUUAAUUAAACAGAAUCAAGUCUUAAAAUCAUUACACACCGUAGCUAUGGCAGUCAAACAAACCAAUGGUUCAUCAGAACGUAAAAAGGUAUUAAUGGAAGGUCUUUCAAAGAUUAAAUUCCCAGAUACUUUUCAAUUGCCAUUGGAUCCACGUUGGGAAGCCAAGGGUUUGAUCAUUGAUAAAUGUAGAUAUAUGGAUUCAAAGAAGUUACCACUUUGGUUGGUCUUUGAAAAUGUUGAACCUCAUGCAAAACCUCUCACUGUGAUCUUUAAGGUUGGUGAUGAUUUACGUCAAGAUAUUCUAACAUUACAAGUGUUGAGAAUUAUGGAUAAGUUUUGGAAAAACUCUGGUAUGGAUCUUAGGCUACAACCCUAUAAAUGUAUUGCCACUGGCGAUGGUAUCGGUAUGUUGGAGGUGGUUUUGAAUGCCAAUACCAUUGCAAAUAUCAACAAGGAUGCUGGUGGCACUGGUGCAUUACUCGAGGAGAAAACCCUUGUCAAUUGGUUAAAAGAGUGCAAUAAAACCGAAGCUGAAUACAAUAAGGCCGUGGAAACUUUUAUACUCUCUUGUGCUGGUUAUGUUGUGGCUACCUAUGUCAUGGGUAUUGGUGAUAGACAUUCCGAUAAUAUUAUGAUCACAAAAUUGGGUCAUCUAUUUCAUAUUGAUUUCGGUCACUUUUUAGGUAACUACAAAAAGAAGUAUGGUUUCAAGAGAGAAAGAGCUCCUUUCAUUUUCACUCCACAAUAUAUGGCAAUCGUUGGCGGUAAGGAUAGUGAGAAUUUUAAACGCUUUGUCACUACAUGUUGCUCCGCUUAUAAUAUCCUCAGAAAGAAUACAGAUUUAUUCAUAAAUUUAUUCCAACUAAUGUUAAGCACAGGUAUACCAGAGUUACAAGUGGCUGAGGAUAUCGAUUACCUCAGAAAAGCUUUGGCUCCUGGUUUAUCAGAUGAAGAGGCUGCUGAAGAAUUCACUAAAAAUAUUAGUGUAGCUUUAAAUACAAAAACAGUUUUAUUAAAUGAUAUUUUCCAUGGUUGGGCUCAUUAA